UACAGACAGCGUGCAUAUCAAACAGCGUGUAGGAGGUUUUCUGCAGCAUUUAGCAGAGAGCACAAGAGGACACGACAUACUUCUUUCAGGAUUUAUUAACACAGUAAAUCACAGCGCCUCAAGACAUCUGGGCCUCCUUUUUGCAAGGAGAUCGGAUGCAACGAAUGAACCAUUGCAGCAUGAGGUCUCUUGCUGGUUUUUGGAUCCUUCUGCUGGGCUGUUCAGCCCUGUGCCGUGCAGCACCUGUGACUUCAACAGUUUCAACAGAGGAUGAAACCCUGGCUGAGAAAUAUAUCGGUCAGUUCUACAGUGAUGAAGGUGAGACAGAUCCUUCAACCAGGAGAAUCUCGAAGAGAAGCUUCACUGAGAAUCUGGAGAAGAUGCAGUCUUUCUUUGGCCUUGAGGUGACUGGUAUGUUGAACAAUGAAACACUGGACAUUAUGAAGGCGCCGAGGUGUGGUGUUCCAGAUGUCAGCCGAUAUGAACACUUUGGUGGAAAACCCAGAUGGAACAAAAAGCUGCUUACGUACAGGAUAACUCAGUACACUCCAGAUCUGACCCAGGAACAGGUAGAUGCAACCAUUGCUCACGCCUUCCAGCUCUACAGCGAUGUCAUCCCUCUGGACUUUAAGCAAAUCCACAAUGGUAGUGCAGACAUCACAAUUCUCUUCAAGGGUGGAGACCACGGGGACAGUUGGCCCUUUGAUGGGAAAGGGAGAGUCUUGGCUCAUGCUAUCCCUCCACGAGGGGGUCCAGGAGGGUUUGCACACUUCGAUGAUGAUGAAACCUGGACUGUUACCCAGCAAGGUAUAAAUCUGCUGCUGGUGGCCGCCCAUGAGUUUGGCCAUGCCCUGGGCCUGGAUCACUCAAAGGAAAGAGGUGCACUUAUGUACCCCUAUUAUGAUUAUGUUGACACGGAUGGAUACAGUCUACCACAGGACGAUAAACGUGGGAUUCAAGUCCUCUAUGGCCGCCGUUCACCAGGGCCAGAUGGGCCAACAGAGGACCCUUGGAUAGGAUUUGAGCAGUGCAGUCGCACCCUUGUAUUUGAGGCAGCUACCACCAUGGGCAACGACCUGUUCUUCUUCAAAAAUGGGUACUGCUGGAGAAGUGGUUCUGAAGGCAUCAAAAUAAUCAGGGUGAACACAAAAUGGUCACAAAUCAACACUGUUGAUGCCGCAUAUGAGGUUCCUCACAAGAAUGUGGUGUAUCUUUUUGAAGGUGGUCAGUACUGGGGAAUAAAAGCUGAUUCAGAGACAGUAAUGCCGGGCUUUCCAAAGCCUCUUACCAAUCUUGGCCUCCCGCCUACAGUCAGGGAGGUAGAUGCAGCAACUUAUGAGUCAACAACUAAGAAAACAUUCAUUUUUGUGGAUAGCCAGUAUUGGAGAUAUGAUGAAGGAAGUAACCAAAUGGACCCUGGAUUCCCACGAGACAUUAAGAAAGACUUUCCUGGCAUAGGCUCCAAAGUAGAUGCUGCCUUUGAGAAUCACGGAAAUCUGUUUUUGUCAAACGGCCCCAGACAGAGUGAGUACAACAUGGCCUGCAGGAAAGUGAUGCGAGUGCUGCUCAACUCUAACUGGCUCUGUGUUUAAGGAAGUGGAAAUUCAUCAACACAUCUAAUUUACCAGUGAUUGAACUACAUUUAGCAUGAACACCAUCACAAAAUAAAGUUUCACUGAUUUGCCAACAAUUCUCAGGGACACUGUGCUGCUGCUGAGUUGUUUGCAAACAUCAGAGAAUGAUACUCAUUCAUACAAUAUAAAUUAAUUCCUUUAAUUAAUCUAAGACUUGCUUUACUGAUAACUGCAAAUUGUAUUACUAUAAUGAUGUUAAAUUAGAGUAAUCACAUACAAGAGUUACAUUUAAAGUGGGCUUAUGCAAGAACUUUCAAGACAUUUCUCUAACUCAUUUGCAUUAAAAACAUUUAUGAAAAUAUUCUGCAUGAUAAACUCAGUAGGCACAUUAAAGAGGUUAUCCUUAUGUUUUUCUGAUCAUGUUUGAGCUGUUGUGUUGCAACACACUCAUCUUUUGAUUACUUUAAACUUUGCAUUGUAGAGCUUGUUUGACUCAGUUUUAACCACAUUUGAAAAAACUCAAUAAAUAAAGACCUGAAUC
Molecule: messenger RNA, 2115 nt
Organism: Cheilinus undulatus (humphead wrasse)
Lineage: Eukaryota; Metazoa; Chordata; Actinopteri; Labriformes; Labridae
Product: collagenase 3-like
Exons: 11
Coding region: 156-1592 (478 amino acids)
Biological process (GO): collagen catabolic process; proteolysis; extracellular matrix organization
Cellular component (GO): extracellular matrix
Molecular function (GO): metalloendopeptidase activity; zinc ion binding
Source: RefSeq, a predicted model, not a curated record